AUGGGACGACCUAAAGGCUCGUACGGGAUUAAGAGGAUCCAGGCUCUGGCUGGACCGCCGGUGAUCCCGUUAGACGACGACCAGUAUCAGGAGGUGCUUAAAAAGCUGCGAGAUUCGUGGGAAUUGUGCUCAAUAACGCAGUUUCUGUCGUUUUUUAGACCCAUUCUCGGCAUUCCUGCGUCUCCAGAAACCGAUUCGGCUCGUGACGUUCUUGAAGAAGAUCUCAUUGGUCUUAAUGGCCCGGUCGGAGCUCUACUUCCUCAAUUGGUUCGAGCUCUGAUUGCUGCUUUGACAGUCGGUGUUAAAGUAUCUGCUUAUAACGACUAUGAGGAUACAAAUGAACGGUUAUGGAAACUGUUUGUACGAAAAGGAUAUAUUUUUGACGAUGGCGAGACCACGGGAACAAAGAUUUUUGGGAAAUAUAAUGAGGAAACAGACAGUUUUGAGAGAAAGUUCACUGAACUGGAUGCCGAGUCGAAAGUAAAGGCAAUUGCCCAUGUCGUCAGAUGGGUAUCGAUAGAUGACCGGUUUCGAACGAAAAUCGAGGCCAUGGACGUUCCUGUCGAAGAGUUUCGUAUUGCUCCUAUUGGCUGGAAGGGAGAUUUCGGCAGUUAUUAUUUAUUUGACGAUAACAGACUGUAUUUGAAGACGGACUUCGAGCCAUAUAUUGACGAUGUUUUGGAGGCUCGUGAAAAGGAGGAAGAAGAAGCUAGAUUGGCUGCUGAAGCAGAGGCCGAAGCAGCUGCUGCCGCAGCAGCAGAAGCUGCUAGAAAGAAAAAACGACGGAGGUCGAAUCGGCCUUUUGGAUCUUCUUAUAAGAGGCGCAAGAGGUCGACCAGUAACAAGUAUCGGUCAAAGAGUGAAGAUGAUGAAGACAAUGAGGAUAAUGAGGAUGUAGAAGAGGGAGGUGAAGGUGAUGAGGGAAACGGUGGUGACGAUAGUGUUAACCACCAAACUAAUGGUAAUGAAGAUGUGGAUAUGAAACAGGAAGACGGAGAAGCUGAAGCAGAAGACUCAGUACCCGAGCCUGUUCCUACAAUGGGCGAGGCACUAGCUAGAGAGUAUGAACCGGAAUUCGAGUGUGUAUGUUGGCAUUUGGAGUCGUGGAAGGCAUUUGUGGACCAGCUGAAAAAGUCGAAACAGGCUGGAGAGAAGCAACUUCAUAAUUAUCUUGUGAAGCAUGUGAUGCCGGUGAUUGAAGCACACGAAGAAACCCGAGUCAAGACAGCACUUGCUAGAGUCAAAGUACGAACUACAGCGUUGUUAGUGGCUAAUAGAAAACGGUCGUCAAGAUUAGAAGAGAAGCAUCAACGAGAGCUGGAGGAGCAGGCGAUUCGUGAAGAGCAAGACAGACAACGUAGAGUACAAGAGGAAGAAGAACGAUUAGAAAAUGAACGACUCAUGAAAGAAGAACUUCGAGAACAGCGGUUUAUGGAAAGGGAACGUCGUAAACUCGACCGUCAUAGCCAGAUAGAACGACUUCGUUCUAUGACUCCUGCUUCUGAAAAUGGCACUAGUGACGAAGGUAGUUUGCGUAAGAGCAGUAGAAGACAAGAAUUACAACAACAAAAAGCACAACAAGAACUGUCACAAAUGGAGUCGGAAGAUUCGUGGGUGUUUGACUGUACUUGUGGAGUAUACGGAGAGAACUAUGAUGACGGCACUCUCAGUGUUGCUUGUGAGAGGUGCAAUACGUGGAUGCACGUAGCAUGUUUACCACAAGAAGAACGAGAAAGUGUAUUGAAAUCUAUUUCUGAGAAAGAAGAGCAGGAAGAGAACAAGCAGCGGAAAGCUGAAGCUGAAGCAGCAGCAGCAGCAGCAGCAGCAGCAGCUUCUACAGCGACAGAGACAGAAGCAGGUAUUGAUGGUGAAGCAACGAAUGCUACUGGUUCAAACAAUCAGACCGAUGUCACUGCUACUUCUACAACUUCUAAUACGGUUUCUACAGACGAUUCUCGAAGAGCUAGGACCGACAGUUCCGAUACAGAAGCCAGCGAGUAUGCGUUCAUCUGUGACAGAUGUACAGCCAAAGCCAAACGGGACUACGAAAACGCUCUGAAAGCAGCAGCAGAAGCUGAGAGGAAACGACUGGACGAGGAGCGAGAAAGAGAGCGACUGGAAAAAGAACGAUUAAAGGCAGAAGCCGAUGCCAGAGCCCGUGCUCAAGCCAGAGCCCAAGCCCAAGCUCAAGCAGAGGCUCAAGCCAGAGCUCAAGCCAAAGCUCAACUCCAAACUCAAUCACAAGCUCACUCACAAACUCCACACACAGCUCAAUUUUUCCAAUCGAGCUUUCAAGUGCAUCCCCAAACAGCUCCCAAUCCGCCUCAAGGCCAGUUUCAGACACCCGCUGCCAGACCAGGAGGAGGGUUACCAGCCUACGGAUCGUUUCAGACGACAUCAUCGACACCAUCGUCGUUAUCGUCGUCGUCAACGUCGCCUGUCUUAUCUCGACCAAUCCAACCGCACCAAGAAACAACAGCAGCGACGACGAUGACGACGACGAAGACGCCUUCAUCUGAUUCCCAUUCUGGCACCCAUCCUCAGUUAGCAGCUGACAGGCCAGUCCAGCCGGUUAUAAGCAGUCAACAGCCUUCAAACCUGCACGAUCCUCGAUCGAUCGUGCGUCCUGCUCAUGCUGGCACUGGCAGUGGUCAAGCUGACCCAUUUCAAUCACAUCCGGUGAACCAACAGCAGCAGCUGCCGCCUUCAACCCGGGAAACUGUGCUUACAUCAGCACCAGCAACUGUAUCAGCAUCGGUGACAUCAGCUUCACCAGCUUCACUAGCAGCUGUAUCAGCUCCACGAGUACCACUAGCGGGUCCAGCUCCACCAGCGGCAGGAGCAGUCGCAACUCCUGUGUCACAACCACCCCUCAACCACGCCAAUGGCCACGCCAAUGGUACAAUUGCGGGGGUCGGAUCACCAACAACGACAGCGACUUCGACGACGACUCCGUCGACGAAGCCAUCUGAUACACGGCCAACAAAAACAACAUCGAGCGAUUGGCGACAGAACCAGCCCGGAUUGGACUCGACCCGAAACGGAAACACCCUGCCAAGCCACGACCCGCAGUCGCACUCCCCCUCGAGCCCCGCACCCCCUCCUCCGGUCUUAUCUCCUACUAGCACCAAUCCCGCGCUGGCCACACCCAUCAGCAGCGGAGACACUAAUGCACACGAUCGUGUCAAUGGUCACAGCAAGUGA
Messenger RNA from Sugiyamaella lignohabitans, 3204 nucleotides. RefSeq lists its product as uncharacterized. The coding region runs from base 1 to 3204 and encodes 1067 amino acids. Lineage: Eukaryota; Fungi; Ascomycota; Dipodascomycetes; Dipodascales; Trichomonascaceae. The transcript has a single exon. The record is from RefSeq and is a predicted model, not a curated record.